CUGUUAUGACGUCAUAGAUCACAGGAACACAAGCGAACCAUUUUGACGCAUAAAUCCCAGGCAGCUGCUGUCUUGUUUACAGUUGUCACCACUUAGUUGUUUGACACAAGUUUAUCGUCAUCGGCAACAAGAUGAAGUUUAAGUUUAGGGAAGAGCACACGCUAGAACAAAGAAAUGCAGAGUCAACAAAGAUAAAGGAUAAAUAUCCAGAAAGGAUUCCAGUGAUUGUUGAGAAAGAUCCUAAGUCACAGAUACAGGAUAUAGACAAACGCAAAUUUCUUGUUCCCAAUGACAUUUCUGUAGCACAGUUCAUGUGGAUUAUUCGUAAACGCAUUCAAUUACCAUCAGAAAAAGCUAUCUUCCUAUUUGUCGGCAAAGUCCUCCCACAAUCAAGUGCCAGUAUGGGUCAGGUAUAUGAGGAGCACAAGGAUGAGGACGGUUUCCUGUACAUUGCCUACAGUGGAGAAAACACAUUUGGUCACUGAUGAUUAUCUUUAUGUUCACGUAAUCACUGGUCACAAUGCUGUGGACAUUAGACAGUGUAUCCAUUAUUGGUUAUCAUUAUGGACAGAACCAUUUUAGAUUGUGUUUUUAUAGCAAGUUUUGGUUAAAUAAUAUAUUACCAGUGCAUCCAGGCAAACAUAAUUAAUUUUAAAGUCGGUGUACUUAAUUAACAGAUGGAGAAAAAGCAGUUGUUUAAUAAAGACUUAAGAUAGAUGUGCAAUUUGAACCACAUAUUAAUUAUGGAUAAUAUUUUAAUGUGAUUUUAUUGUGAUAAUGACUCUUAUUUAAGGUGGUUUCAUUAGCUUCUUGCGUUUAAUAAUUAUGAAAAAGGGAUAUUGUAUCUAUUUAAAUUCAGUAAAUCUUAUGGCUAAAGAACAAGCAUUUUUUUGCAUUUAAAUACAGAUUAACCAGACUGUUGUGACAUUUGUAUGUUACAUUCCAAGAUGUCACAGAUAUGAUAUUGAUUUCAAAAUCUACUUAUGAGUGUCCUCUUAUGGACCUGCCUAGAUGUUUUAGGUAGGAAAUUAUCAGCUGAUGUUGAGGACAGUGAUCAAGUUAUGUGGUGUUAAUAAUGUGUUAUGAAUAAAUGUAUGGUGUCUCAGAAUUUACAUGUCUAUGUACAGUAUGAUAGGUUUUACUCCAGGAAUGAUGGUUUUUAUCAGUUUGAUAAUUGAUGGCAGUUAUAAUGACAAAAAUCUGUAGCUUGUAGCUAUGCAUUAAACACUAGUUCUCUUUUAUGCUUAUUAAUGUUAGGAUAGAAAUGUUCCCAGCCAUUGCAAGCAUAACUAUAUUCAUCCUCAACAUAUCAAAUUUUAUUUUGGCAAUGAACAUUCUCAAUAACUCAUCUGUGAACUUAACCUAUAAAAGUAAAAUUAGAAAAAACAUUAGAAAUUUUAGAUUUAUGUUGAUAAAGAAAUUAUUAUAACUUCCUGUUCUGUGUAAUUGAAAAAAAUUGAUAUGACUUGUUCUGAUUUUGUAUGUACAGUACCAUAAUCCAGUUUGUAUUUCUGUUAUUUUUUUUAAUUUAAUUAAGUUUUAUCUAGCAUUAAUGGCACUACCUGGUCAACAUGUAAUCAGAAGCAAUGGUGAACAUAUAUGGGAAUAUCUGAGCCAUUAGCAUCAAUCUGUUCCAGUACACUUUUUUCCAGCAGUUUUCUUAAUCCUGUAAUCAUGACAUUAUUUCAUCAUUUUUAUCAGAUGUGUGUAUUAUAAGUUCAUUGUGUUUUCUGUAAAUAAAGUUAUGUUACUGAAAUAGA
Molecule: messenger RNA, 1760 nt
Organism: Pecten maximus
Lineage: Eukaryota; Metazoa; Mollusca; Bivalvia; Pectinida; Pectinidae
Product: gamma-aminobutyric acid receptor-associated protein-like 2
Exons: 4
Coding region: 132-485 (117 amino acids)
Biological process (GO): cellular response to nitrogen starvation; autophagosome assembly; autophagy of mitochondrion
Cellular component (GO): cytosol; autophagosome; autophagosome membrane
Molecular function (GO): ubiquitin protein ligase binding
Source: RefSeq, a predicted model, not a curated record